CCUUUUGCGACCUCCAAUUGAAGAAUAGACAAUUGAGAAAUGAGAAGAGACGUUCGCAUUCUUCUCUUGGGCGACGAUGGUGUCGGAAAAAGUACCCUGAUCACCAGCCUCAUUAAAGAGUCGUAUGUUGCCAACGUCCAACAUGUCAUUCCGGAGGUAACCAUUCCACCUGAGGUCACACCCGAUAAUGUGACAACGCACAUUGUUGACACGUCAACGCGGCCGGAAUACAGAGACACAUUAGAGUCAGAAAUCAGGAAGGCGCACGUUAUCUGCAUUGUGUAUGCCAUUGAUGAGCCCGUCACGUUCAACCGAUUGAGUGGUCACUGGCUUCCAUAUAUUCGAUCUUUAGGCGUCAAUGUACCUGUGGUCCUUGUCGGUAACAAAAUCGAUUUAAGAGGUGACGAUGUAUCCAAUAAGUGCCUAGAAGAUGAAGUUGUGCCGAUCAUGAACGAGUUCAAGGAAGUUGAGACGUGUGUCGAGUGUUCUGCUAAGCAACCGUUGAAUGUGUCGGAGGUAUUUUACUUUGCACAAAAGGCUGUCCUUCAUCCUACAGCACCUCUAUACGAUUCGAGGGGACAUGUGCUGAAGCCAGCAUGCAUUGAUGCUCUACAAAGGAUUUUCAACCUAUGCGAUCUUGACAAGGAUGGAGUUUUAGACGACAAUGAGUUGAACGAGUUCCAGAGAAAAUGCUUCAAUGCUCCUUUACAACUACAAGAGCUGGAGGCUGUUAAGGAGGUUGUGAAGGAACAUGAACCGGAAGGAGUCAAUGAUAUUGGUCUCACGGAAAUCGGAUUUCUUUUUCUGCAUACACUCUUUAUUCAACGCGGUAGACUAGAAACUACAUGGACUGUUCUUCGACAGUUCGGAUAUGGUGAUGACUUGACUCUGCGGGAAAGUUUUUUGUGUCCAAGGAUUGACAUUCCUCCAGAUUGCUCUGUGGAACUUAGCCCUAAAGGAUAUCAAUUUUUCACAGAGCUGUUUCAAGUGUUUGACAAGGACAAAGAUAGUGCAUUGAAAAAGAGUGAGCUUGAGGCUUUGUUUAGGACCUCUCCUGGAAACCCUUGGGCGCAUACUGCGUUUCCGCAAACGACUAUCACGACAGAACUUGGAGCUGUUACUUUGCAAGGAUUUUUGGCGCAGUGGAGUAUGACAACCAUGCUAGAUUAUCAGCUGACAUUGAGGUAUCUAGCUUAUCUCGGAUUUGAGGGUGACACAACAACUGCUAUCAAAGUCACCAGGCCAAGGAAAGUCGACCGUCGUAAAGGGAAAGUCCAAAGGAAUGUUUUUCUCUGCUAUGUCUUCGGCGCUCCGAAAUCUGGAAAGACUUCGUUACUUCGUGGGUUUUUAGACAAACCUUUCUCUGAUCAGUACGAGCCUACGGCUCGACCUUUUGCAGUCGUCAAUUCAGUAGAGAUCAAAGGAGCAGAAAAAUACUUAGUGAUGGAGGAAAUCGGCACACAGCAUGAAGCUGAAGUACUGCAGAAUAAGAAACGUUUGGACAAGUGCGAUCUCUUGUGCUUCGUUUUUGACUCAAGCGAUGUGAAUUCAUUUUCCUAUAUAGUUAAUCUGAGGAAACAAUAUCACUUGGACCAUAUGCCGAGUGUGUUUGUAGCAACCAAGAGCGACUCGGACUUGGUUCUACAAAGACAUGAGGUUCAGCCUGAUGUAUACUGCCGUAACCUUGGACUCGCCGCACCUAUAAGCAUAUCAGUAAAGUCCAGGCAGAUGGCGGAUAUAUUCAAUAUUCUGACGGCAGUAGCCAUGUGUCCGUCCAUUGCCACGCCGCCAGGAUUCUUGGACGCCAAUUCGAGUACUCUUCGGAUGAAGCGUUACCUGACUGCGAUGGGUGUUGCGGGUGCAUUGAUUGCAGUCUGUCUACUAGGUGUACGAUUGUAUCGCCACAGUGGUCCUUCGUCAUAGUGAAACAGCCAUAUUUUGCAGGGCACAAACGACCCGUCCAUUAGACCAGGCCAGAUUAUCAGCCUGAAAAUUAUAAUAGUAAUAAAUAGUAGAAACA
Molecule: messenger RNA, 2020 nt
Organism: Lobosporangium transversale
Lineage: Eukaryota; Fungi; Mortierellomycota; Mortierellomycetes; Mortierellales; Mortierellaceae
Product: P-loop containing nucleoside triphosphate hydrolase protein
Exons: 13
Coding region: 40-1923 (627 amino acids)
Biological process (GO): mitochondrion organization; small GTPase-mediated signal transduction; regulation of mitochondrion organization
Cellular component (GO): mitochondrial outer membrane
Molecular function (GO): GTP binding; calcium ion binding; GTPase activity
Source: RefSeq, a predicted model, not a curated record